Molecule: messenger RNA, 1032 nt
Organism: Symbiodinium natans
Lineage: Eukaryota; Dinophyceae; Suessiales; Symbiodiniaceae
Source: the annotation of a GenBank genome assembly
AUGGCUCUUCGGACCACAUUGCUCCUCUUGGCUACGGGGGCAGCAGCCCACAACGGCACCUGCCCCAGCAGCAAGACGUGCGGGGCCGAUGCUGGCAGUGAGGCCGGCCUCCCCUGUUGCCAGACCUCUUCCACGUCCUUCGAGUGCUGCUCAAGUUCCGAAGCUUGCAUCCCCAAGGUGGGAUGCCGCUGUGCGGGAGAAGAGAACUUGCGCGAGUACCAGGGCUAUAGCUUCGAGGACUACCAGCAGGAGUUUUCCAAGUCCUACUCCGCGGGUGAGCUGGAAAGCAGGAAGGCCAUCUUUGAGGCGAACCUGCGAAAGGUCCAAGCGCACAACGCCGAGUACAGGCAGGGGCGGCACACUUGGUUCAUGGCCAUGAACGAGCUCGCGGACCUGUCAGAGGAGGAGUUCGGCAGCAAGCGCGCCACCAAGCUCGGCCCUGCUGAUGGCCGGCCGAUGCUCCAGCUCGAUGCCGAGGACCGCAAGCCCAACCCGACAGCCAUGGACUGGCGCAGCAAGGGCGUCGUCACGCCGGUGAAGGAUCAAGGGGGUUGUGGCUCUUGCUGGGCAUUCUCGGCCACUGAGACGGUGGAGUCCCACUAUGCGAUCGCAUCCGGCAAGCUGCUGACACUGUCGCCGCAGACCUAUGUGGACUGCGUGCAGAACCCUCAUGAAUGCGGAGGAACUGGAGGCUGCGAGGGUGCGACUAUGGAGCUCGCCUUCAACUUGACCAUCUCCAAGGGCAUUGCUCUUGAGAGUGCAGUGCCAUACCUCGGCCGCGAUGAGUCCUGCCCGAGCUACAAGGCUGCCGUCAAGGCCAAGAGCUACGUCAGGCUUCCGAUCAACGACGCGUCUGCGCUGGAGACCGCUCUGGCCACGAAGGGCCCCAUGUCCGUGACGGUUGCUGCCGACUCCUGGCAGCUGUAUGGUGGCGGCAUCUUCCAGGGCUGCAGCCAAGGGUCUUCCAACACCCUGGACCACGGCGUGCAGGCGGUCGGAUAUGCCAAGGACUACUGGCUGGUGAGGAUAUGA